ACUGACAGCGAAUGACCGGUUAUUUUGAUUGUUAUAUUGUAUUGCUCUCUGUACGUUUUAUUGUUACAUAUCACCAGAUAUCAGUGGAACUCAGUUAUUUCGGUAUAGAACGAUCGUUAUUUAUAUUUCCAUCAUGUUUUUUGAUACAUCAGGUAGUGGUCAGGGCUUCUUUAAUAGCAACGAUGUGGAUUCUCCAUCAAAGAAGAAAUCUCAAGAGCCCCGUCGUGUGCAAAAUAUUGUGCCAGUAUGUGUAAGGCAAAUAAGAGAUUGCACAGAAGAGGAAUUUGAGUUGUUCGGAAUGAAAGUACAAAUUGUGAGAAUUAUUGGUAUACUGAGAGAAGUGAAUGUUACUUCAACGCAGGCUAGUUACACAGUGGAAGAUCACACUGGGUCAAUCAAUGGCAUACUAUGGCUUGAAACAGAUAAUGAUAAAUUACCAACUGUCUUGGAAGGUAGAUAUGUUCAAAUUUAUGGAACUUUGAGGUCUAUAAAUGGGGAGAAGUCUGUGAUGAUCUUUAACUUGUCUCAAGUUAAAAACAUAAAUAUGAUUACUACACAUCUGUUGGAGAUGAUUCACGUGCGAUUAGUUGCGGAGAAAAUGUCGAAGGAUGGCAAAGUGUUGCAAAUCCAAAAUAAUCCUGGAGCGGAAUUAGCGAAUUCCAUGAGUGUCAUGUUUGACGGUUCUUCAAGCACCACCAACAAGUUGACACGUAUCCAGCAGGCUGUUUACAGGAUCAUCAUGCCGGAUGAUGGCAGCGGCAGUAAACUAGGUGUUGGUAGACAAGACAUAUUAUCGAAAUUCCCGGAUCACGAAAGGAUGGAAGUCAAUAAUGCUAUUGAGUAUUUAUCUUCUGAAGGCCACAUUUUUUCAUCGAUUGAUGAGAACCACUUCCUUGCUACAGACGCAAUCAACAACUGAUAAUAUUUAAAUGUUUUAUUAUUCGUUUCUAUUCACUGUUUGUUAAGUACAGAUCACAUAACUGUUGUGUAUUUGUUUAUGUAAGGAUACUUAGGUUUAUUAAUAAUUAUAGUCAUUUGUUUA
This is a messenger RNA of Nicrophorus vespilloides, 1042 nucleotides long. RefSeq names its product replication protein A 32 kDa subunit (gene RPA2). Gene Ontology annotation, molecular function: DNA binding. Bases 134 to 919 code for a protein of 261 amino acids. The transcript has 6 exons. Gene Ontology annotation, cellular component: site of double-strand break; DNA replication factor A complex; nucleus. The record is from RefSeq and is a predicted model, not a curated record. Gene Ontology annotation, biological process: double-strand break repair via homologous recombination; DNA replication; nucleotide-excision repair. NCBI's taxonomy places the organism in Eukaryota, Metazoa, Arthropoda, Insecta, Coleoptera, Silphidae.